Coregonus clupeaformis (lake whitefish) is the source of this 2155-nucleotide messenger RNA. Its product is annotated as methionine aminopeptidase 2. The record is from RefSeq and is a predicted model, not a curated record. Gene Ontology annotation, biological process: proteolysis. The transcript is spliced from 11 exons. Bases 32 to 1477 code for a protein of 481 amino acids. Gene Ontology annotation, molecular function: metalloaminopeptidase activity. NCBI's taxonomy places the organism in Eukaryota, Metazoa, Chordata, Actinopteri, Salmoniformes, Salmonidae.
UUUAUGCGUCACUUCAUUCCUGCCGCCGAUCAUGGCGGAGCUCGAGACAGUGCAGCCUGAACUGGAGGCGCCCGAAGUUCUCAAUGGGGACGCCGGAGAGAACGAAGAGAAAGAGGACGAGGAGCCCUCGGAAUCAGGGAAGAAAAAGAGAAGAAAAAAGAAAAAUAAUAAGACUGCUGCCGCAGCAGGGACAAAUGAGGCUGAGGGGGAUGGAGAUACCGGAGGAGGUGUUGGUGAUGUGACGAAACAGUUGGAGCAGCAAGCUCUGCUGGAGGACAAAGAGAAGGAGGAUGGAGUGGAUGAUGGAGAAGAGGGUGAGAACUCAGCAGGGAAAAAGAAGAAGAAGAAGAAGAAGAAGAAAGGAGUGAAGGGACAGACUGACCCUCCCUCCAUCCCUAUUUGUGAGCUGUAUCCCAGUGGAGACUUCCCAAAGGGAGAGGAGUGUGAAUAUCCCCCAUCUAAAGAUGGGCGCAGUGCAGCGUGGAGGACCACCCAUGAGGAGAAGAGGGUCCUAGACAAGGCUAACGAGGAGAUGUGGAGUGACUUCCGUCAGGCGGCCGAGGCCCACAGACAGGUCCGAAACUACGUGAAUACCUGGAUCAAACCUGGGAUGACCAUGAUUGACAUCUGUGAGCGGUUGGAGGACUGCAGUAGGAGGCUAAUCAAGGAGAAUGGUCUGAAGGCUGGCCUGGCAUUCCCCACCGGCUGCUCCAUCAACCACGUUGCUGCCCACUACACCCCCAACGCUGGAGACCCCACAGUACUGCAGUAUGACGACGUCUGCAAGAUAGACUUUGGCACGCACAUAAACGGUCGAAUCAUUGACUGUGCCUUUACCGUGACCUUCAACCCAAAGUAUGACAGACUACUGGAGGCUGUGAGAGAUGCUACCAACACAGGCAUCAAAUGUGCAGGGAUAGAUGUGCGUCUGUGUGACGUGGGUGAAACCAUCCAGGAGGUCAUGGAGUCUUAUGAGGUGGAGAUAGAUGGGAAAACAUACCAAGUGAAGCCAAUCAGGAACCUCAAUGGCCACUCCAUCGGACAGUACAGGAUACACGCAGGCAAGACUGUUCCCAUCGUCAAGGGAGGAGAAGCUACCAGGAUGGAGGAAGGUGAGGUGUAUGCAAUCGAGACAUUUGGCAGCACUGGGAGGGGAGCGGUUCACGAUGACAUGGAAUGCUCGCAUUACAUGAAAAACUUCAACGUUGGACACGUGCCAAUACGACUCCCCAGGGCCAAGCAUCUGCUCAACGUGAUCAAUGAGAACUUUGGGACGUUGGCAUUCUGCCGCCGCUGGUUGGACCGGCAGGGAGAGAGCAAGUACCUGAUGGCCCUGAAGAACCUGUGUGACCUGGGCAUCAUAGACCCGUACCCGCCGCUCUGUGACACAAAGGGCUCCUACACCGCCCAGUAUGAACACACCAUCCUACUCAGGCCCACCUGUAAGGAAGUGGUGAGCCGCGGGGAUGACUACUGAGCAUGCGCCGUAGGCCGGCUGACCUCAAACCAAGAAGAACAGGAAGAGAAAGAAUGAGAGAAGAUAAAUCAGGGUCCUGUUCAUUAGGGCACAAACCUUUAAAAUAUUUUGCAACAGAAAAUGAGAUUGAGUGUUUCUUAUUGGACAAGUCCAGUUAGUCCCUCUGUGUUAGUUUUUUUCUUCUUCCGUUUGGUGCCGAAUGAACACAACCCAGUAAAAAAACAGACAGGAAUCCUCACUAGACACAUAACAUUUAUUCAACGUUGUUGUGACAUAAUUUGAUGUUGCCUGAAUCCAAACCUUCAGUAGCAAGAGUAUGAGACUGGUGUCAAGGCAGUAGCUUACUUAUUACAUGUAUUAUUUCAAAGGAUCAAGCCAAUAACUAAGGGCAUCUAAAAAGCAAGAAGAAGAAUCUUGUCAUUUUGUUUAUCAUAUUUAAUUGAUUGCUGUAUUGCUUAUUUAGAAUAAAAUGAAAUAUGCAAAAUUGCUCCCUAUGUUUUGGGUGAACACAUCAAUAUGUUACUUAAUAGUGAAAAGCUUCAAUGACUUGGAAAGAACCUGUGGAAAAUAUAUAUACCUGCUAUGAAAAUAUUUAUAUUUCUAUAUUUUGUUUGUCCGCUGUAUUUUAUUUUGAGGCAUUUCUUUUAAAAUAAAGAAAUGGUAUUGUUACAAAUCUUA